Messenger RNA from Schistocerca nitens (vagrant locust), 878 nucleotides. RefSeq lists its product as uncharacterized. NCBI's taxonomy places the organism in Eukaryota, Metazoa, Arthropoda, Insecta, Orthoptera, Acrididae. The transcript has 2 exons. The record is from RefSeq and is a predicted model, not a curated record. Bases 20 to 709 code for a protein of 229 amino acids.
GAAAAUCUACUCAGGGAGAAUGACAGGUGGUGGAAGGAAACAAAUGAAGAGGCCUUUCAGUAAGAUUGGAGGAAAAAGAACAAAGAACUUUGAGCACAGUCAGAACUGUGAUUCAGAUACUUCUGAAACAUAUGAAUAUCUAAGACCAGGAAGCUAUAAAGUACCGAUGAAACAUUCUGCUGAGGUGCACAACAAAACUUACAAUAGUGAGGGACUAUACCACUCUUCUUUUAAACCAGAUUCUGCUGGUGGAAUUAAUAACAAAAAAGUCCUGAGUGAGAUAAAAACAUGUUUUUCAAAAAAUGCAACUGUUGACAUGCCACACAAAACAGACAGUAAAAUUCAACAGAACGACAUUCUUCAUCACAAGUCAGUUUCUGGGGAUGAUAAUGUAAUGGAAAAGAUGGACAAAACAAACUCUUUGGUGCCUAGCUACCCAAAACACACAAGCAAUGGCAAGAGACCGACUGUGUAUUGGAAUAAGAAUGAGCAUCAACUACCAAGGUGUCAUUCAUAUUACAAUGCAAGGCAAAGAGAAAGAUUCUGUCAUAGAAGAACGGAAAACAGAAAUAGGAAUACAUCAGUUUCUUGUCUGAAUAGUACAAUGAUGAAUGCUUUUGAGAACCAAAUUCCAGUUAUGGAAAACAGUCAAAACUUUUCAAUUAUGAAAAAAUGCAAGCUUGAAAAUAAUACAUUUACUGCAAUGUAAUGUAAGUAUGAAGAGCAGGUGACACAUACUGCAAUCAGAUAAAGAAAUCCUUCAGACCUGAAUUAUUUACCUCAUAUUUGACAAGCAUAAUGUCAAUUUUGAAACUAAACCCUGAAUGCUCGUCCAUUGGAAUCUACUUCAUAAUGACAAUACAAUAAAGACUCUUCCU